Molecule: messenger RNA, 2924 nt
Organism: Pan troglodytes (chimpanzee)
Lineage: Eukaryota; Metazoa; Chordata; Mammalia; Primates; Hominidae
Gene: GLRA3
Product: glycine receptor alpha 3
Exons: 9
Coding region: 99-1448 (449 amino acids)
Biological process (GO): monoatomic ion transmembrane transport; chloride transport
Cellular component (GO): plasma membrane; postsynaptic membrane
Molecular function (GO): glycine binding; transmitter-gated monoatomic ion channel activity; extracellularly glycine-gated chloride channel activity
Source: RefSeq, a predicted model, not a curated record
CACCAUGCGGGGUUAGAUUGUACAUUUUCAUUCUGUCUUUCUCGUUCCCCAUGCCUUGGAUAAGACUAUUUUCAGGAUCGUGAAUAUCUCUCCGUAUCAUGGCCCACGUGAGACACUUUCGGACAUUAGUUUCGGGAUUUUACUUCUGGGAAGCAGCACUGUUACUCAGUUUGGUUGCCACAAAGGAAACAGAUAGUGCAAGAUCUCGAAGUGCUCCAAUGUCACCUUCUGAUUUUCUGGAUAAAUUAAUGGGCAGGACAUCAGGAUAUGAUGCAAGAAUCAGACCCAAUUUUAAAGGCCCUCCAGUUAAUGUCACAUGCAACAUAUUCAUCAACAGCUUCGGCUCUAUCGCAGAGACGACCAUGGAUUACAGAGUGAAUAUCUUUCUUCGUCAGAAAUGGAAUGAUCCCCGCCUCGCGUACAGUGAAUAUCCUGACGACUCUUUAGACCUCGACCCCUCCAUGUUGGACUCCAUUUGGAAACCUGAUUUGUUCUUCGCCAAUGAAAAGGGUGCCAACUUUCAUGAAGUCACUACAGACAACAAAUUGCUAAGAAUUUUCAAAAAUGGAAAUGUUCUUUAUUCAAUAAGAUUAACAUUAACACUUUCCUGUCCAAUGGAUCUCAAGAAUUUUCCCAUGGAUGUACAAACAUGUAUAAUGCAACUGGAAAGCUUUGGGUACACAAUGAAUGAUCUCAUUUUUGAAUGGCAAGAUGAGGCACCCGUACAAGUGGCAGAAGGACUCACUUUGCCCCAGUUUCUGUUGAAAGAAGAAAAAGAUUUACGAUACUGCACUAAACAUUACAAUACAGGAAAGUUUACGUGUAUAGAAGUGCGAUUCCAUCUGGAGCGACAAAUGGGAUACUAUCUGAUCCAGAUGUACAUUCCCAGUCUCCUGAUUGUUAUUCUAUCCUGGGUUUCGUUCUGGAUCAACAUGGAUGCAGCACCGGCCAGGGUAGCUCUGGGGAUAACCACUGUGCUAACGAUGACUACACAGAGUUCAGGAUCACGAGCUUCCUUGCCAAAAGUUUCAUAUGUCAAAGCUAUUGAUAUUUGGAUGGCAGUAUGCCUCCUUUUUGUGUUUUCAGCACUUCUGGAGUAUGCAGCUGUAAAUUUUGUAUCAAGACAACACAAAGAACUUCUGAGAUUUCGACGAAAGAGAAAGAAUAAGGAUGAUGAGGUAAGGGAAAGCCGAUUCAGCUUCACAGCCUAUGGAAUGGGACCAUGUCUACAAGCAAAGGAUGGCAUGACUCCAAAGGGCCCCAACCACCCUGUCCAGGUAAUGCCAAAAAGUCCUGAUGAAAUGAGGAAGGUCUUUAUCGACCGGGCCAAGAAGAUUGACACCAUCUCCCGAGCCUGCUUCCCAUUAGCUUUUUUGAUUUUUAAUAUUUUCUACUGGGUUAUCUAUAAAAUUCUUAGGCAUGAGGAUAUUCAUCAGCAGCAAGAUUAAGUCUCUGGGGGCAUGCAAAUUCAAAUGGUCAAUUCAGAAGAAAGUGUCUCUGCCAUAGGUGUGUAUGUGUACAUGUGUGCGUGUGGUAUACAAAUGAUGACCAUUGUAUUAAAAUGGCAUAUGGAAAAGGUUUGUAUUUUGGUUAGCUAUGCAAAGUCAUGAGAAAGAUGAGAUUCUUUUAAUGAAUAUAAAAUAUUUAUUAGGGGAUUCUAUUUCAUAUUAAUGCCAGGUGAUUUGUUUUUUCACAGUAAACCGUGUAAGUGGAAGCUUUACUGCCAAUGUGUUUAUAUGUUAUAUAAUAUCUCAUAAUAGUAGACAUGAAAACUACUUUGAAAUUCCUUGAUUUGUAAUUCAAUGCUAUUAAAUCAUACAAAAGCAAAUUUUGCACAGUAAAUUUUAUGAAAGGAAAAGGGGGAAAUUAUAAAGAUAAUAAAAACCAAUAGUUUGAGAUUUAAAACUAUUUUCUUAUAGUAUAGUUACAAAAUGGGAAAAUAAUUAGUUACAGUGGGAAAUUCACUCAUAUUAAUGGAGGAUUGUACAUAUAAAUACUAUUUAAACAACAUAUGUAAUUUUGAAAAUUUUUAAAUAAGAGCAUUAAAAGACUUUAAUGAUUUGGAAUACUAAAUUUAAUUGUUUAGAAUAUUAAGUUUUCCUCUGUGCAAAUUUAAAACAAAUAACAAGAGAUCGUGUUACAGUCACAGUCUACUUUUCUUAAACUUUAUAUCUCUAGGAACGAAGGUGGAAAUAUGGAAAACAACUUUGUUUUUAAAUAAGUGUUAUAGCUAUGUAUUUUUAAGUUAUUGCCAAACAUUGAACAAUUCAAGCCAGCAUCCUUGUUUUUGUUAGACUUUUAAUAGCUGCUUAACUGUAUGUGAUUGUGUUUAAUAAUUUGAUAUAACAGGACAAAAUUCAGUAAGACUUUUAUAUUUUAGUUUAGAAUGUGACUUUAAAAUUCAAUGGGAUUAAAGUAUUUACAUUUUGAUAAAAAUGAAUACAAUGAAAACAAAAUGGAUUCAUGGAAGAUUUUUUAAUAAAAACCAUUUUCCCAUCAAUGUUUUAUGGGUCUCAACUCCUAUCUCCAAAUAUAAGGAGGGAAAGUUUUAAUUUUAAAUGAUAUAAGUAAGUCAUUUCUAUAAAGUGAGGACUCUUUUUCUAUUUCUGAAUUAAUGAUUUCAAAAUCUAAGCCAUUCGCAAGAUGCGAAUAAUUUUAAAUGAAAUUUUUACAUAAAAUUUUUCAAUGACCCCAUGGGAUUACUUCAACAAAAACAGAGCAUCAGUAACUUGUUUUUUGCAGUGUAAUUGGGUGCAAAUGUAUGAUAGAGUUCUUGGUAAACAGAACCAGACUCUGACUCUUUUUCAGUUUUGCUAUUUUUUUAACUAUUUUUACCAUAAAUUUAUUUGGAAAAGCUUUGGAAUGCUUUUUAGGUAUUUUAAUUAUUGGUCAGAUGCACAAACUCAGUCCACCAAAUUAUUCAC